Molecule: messenger RNA, 1296 nt
Organism: Pyricularia oryzae 70-15
Lineage: Eukaryota; Fungi; Ascomycota; Sordariomycetes; Magnaporthales; Pyriculariaceae
Exons: 1
Coding region: 1-1113 (370 amino acids)
Cellular component (GO): mitochondrion
Molecular function (GO): oxidoreductase activity
Source: RefSeq, a predicted model, not a curated record
AUGUCGUCGCCAUCAACUCCAGAACCUGUUACCAUCCGCAAGGUCAUUGUUACAAAGUUUAGCCCCGACCCGUCCGAGUCCCUGGCCAUCGUCACGGCUAUUUUGCCACCCCCACCGGCCUCCCAUGUCCAGGUGCAGGUUCUUUAUUCGGGCUUCUCGGGCGCAGACGUCGCCAUGGCUCGUGGCCUCUAUCCCAUGCAGCGCUCCGCCCCUCUUACCCCCGGCUACUGCAUGGUCGGCCGCGUCGUCUCUGCCGGGCCUCGCGCCUGCGGCCGCCCCAACACGGAUUGGGAGCAGGGAACGCUGGUCACGGCCCUGACAGUCUACGACUCGGAAGCCGAACGCAUCAACAUCCAAGAGAAAUACCUCAUCCGCGUCCCCGAGGGCAUCGAACCAACCGUCGCCACCGCCCUGACCCUGGACUGGAACACGGCGUACGGCAUGGUCGAGCACGCCGCCCGCGUCCGCCCCGGCCAGAGUGUCUUUGUGCACGGCCUCAGCGGCGCCGUCGGCUACGCCCUCGCAACCCUGUGCUUACUGCGCGGCGCCACCGUCUUUGGCACCGCAUCUGAGCGCAAUCAUGCGACCCUCGCAGGGCUUGGCGUCACCCUAUUCGUCUAUACCAACAAAGACUGGAUCGACGCCGUGCAGACACAGGGGGGUGUCGACGCCGUCUUCGACCCCUUGGGAUUCCAGAGCUGGGAGGAGUCGUACUCGAUCCUUGCCACCACCCGCCCCUCGGUGCUGGUCGGGUACGGGGGGAACCAGCACCUGCUGCCUUCGUCCUCUGAAAAGGAGGCGGGGGAUAACGAGGCAGUUGCCCUGCGCAAGACACUGCUUCCCACACAGGUGCCGCAAAUCGUCAAGCUAGUGGCCAAAAACAUCAAGCGCUUUAUCGGAGACAAUCGUCGCACCGUCUUUUAUUAUAUCGAUCGCGACCACAAGGACUUCCGUCCAGACCUCGAGGCCGUCAUGGACUUGUGUCGCACGGGCAAGAUAACUGUGCCCAUAAAGACCACGUGGAGCCUUGAUCAAGUGCGUGACGCACAUCGGGGCUGGGGCAGAAAGGAGGGCAUGGGUUCCAUGGUGAUUAAAUGCUCAGAGUUACCAUAGGAGAGCAGAUGAUGGCUGGUCAAGAGAAAGACCCAAGGAUCUAUGGUUUUAUAUGUAACAAAGCAGUAACUAAUAUGUGGCAGCUGGGGGGUUACUAUGUAAUGCAGUGGCUAAUAGGAAAGUUUUGGUAAUAGGAAAGUCGUGGUCUCGUUGGCCGUUAUAAUGUACAAGCCUCAUUUAGAU